CCGACAACAGUUCGUAAACGAAACCCCUAGGAAGUUUCCUGCUUUCCCACACCCUAGCGACUCCCAUUGAUUCAUCAACUACAGCAAAUAUUGUCGGUUUUCUCUGUAAUUUUGGUUUAUCAUCUAUUUCUAAUUCUGGAUGUUCGUCAUUUUGAGUUUGUUUUAGACUUUUGAAGAUUGAUUUGACGUCUUGAGCUGCGACUUGGAACUGAUUUCAUCUGGGUUCUGUUACGUGAUUGAGUUCGUUUAUCUGGGCGUUGGUCAUUUUGGGUUUGUUUUAGGCGUAUGAUGAUGGGUUUUUAGUUAAAUCUGAAUUGAUCUGGGUUUUGCUCUAUGAUUGAUUCUUUGUUUCUUUGAAGUCUGAAUUCAUCUGUGUUUUGUUAUAUGAUUGAUUUCUCGAUCUGGGUGUUCGUCAUUUAGGGUUUGUUUUAGGCUCUUGAUGAAGGAUUUGAUGUUAUGGAUUGCAGUUGAAAUCAAGUAGAGUGUUUGAUGAUCAAUUCCAUGUUCUGUGUUACAAUUUUUCUCUAGAAAAACUUGAACCCAUUUGGGGGUUUCGGACUUCCAAUUCAUUCUUGUUCUUCCCUUUUUGAAAAUUGGUACUGUACAACUUUCAUAGCAUAAGGUACAAGUCAUUAUAACAGGAUUCUGCAUAGGUUAUAUUUGCCGAUAUUGAAAAGGGAUUUGGAGAUAUUAACAAGAAUGUGAAUCUUUAAUGGCUUGAUUCAUCUCCUCCUUUUAGUUGUUUGCUUCAGCUUCUUGUAUUUUGAUGAUCAGAUGGUCUUCUAAAGUUGACUUUUCCAAGAAGACUUCGUGUCCCUAAUCUUAUAUAUGUAUAUCCUUAAUUCCUGAUUCCUGAAUCCCAAUUCAUUUCUUGUAAUUGGGUUUCUAAAAUCUGUGUCAAAUUUCAAAAAUUUUGAGUUUGAUCAAUGGCAAAUUAUUCUGAACCGUCAUCAUCCAUUAGCUUUACUUCACCUUCUCAUAUAUCCAAUGGCUCUAAUGGCUAUAAUAUAUCUUCCUCUUCGAUCACCGAAGCACGAUCGAAUCUUGAAAUCAUCAGCCUAAAUAAGCUCAGUAGCAACUUAGGAAAACUCUUGAUUGAAUCAGAUUCGAAUUACAGCGAUGCAGUGGUCAUGGUGGAAGGCAGCCAUGUGUGCAUCCACAGGUGUAUUUUAGCCGCUAGAAGUAAAUUUUUCUGCGAUUUGUUUGAAGGAAGUAAAGAUUGUGGAGAAAAAGAUGGUAAAAUUAAGUACAAAAUGAGUGAAAUUUUGCCAUUUGGGAAUGUGGGAUAUGAUGCUUUUCUUGUGUUCUUGAACUAUUUGUAUACCGGAAAAAUGAAAUCGGCACCACUAGAGGUUUCGAAUUGUGUUCAUGAGGGAUGCCCCCAUGAUGCUUGUAGGCCGGCUAUUGUGUUUGCCGUUGAAUUGAUGUAUGCUUCAGUCAUUUUUCAGGUGCCCGAGUUGGUUUCACUUUUUCAGCGGCGACUUCUCAACUUUGUUGACAAGGCUCUCGUUGAAGACAUGAUCCCGAUACUGUUGGUUGCGUUCCACUGCGAGUUAACUCACAUCUUGACUCAAUGUGUCCACCGAGUCGCCCGAUCGGACCUCGAUGAUGUCUCGCUCGAGAAAGAGCUCCCAGUCGAAGUUUCCCGUGACGUAAAGUCGCUUCGCUACAAAUCUCAAGACGAGAACAAGCCCGUUUCGGUAAAAUCCGAGGAGCAAGCGUUGCGUGAAAAGCGGAUUAAACAAAUACACAAAGCGUUGGACUCGGAUGAUGUGGAACUCGUGAAACUUCUCUUAACGGAAUCAAACAUUACGUUAGACGAAGCCAACGCGUUACAUUAUGCGGUUUCAUAUUGCGAUCAAAAAAUCGUGAAAGAGGUGCUCGGUUUGGAUCUGGCGGACGUAAAUCGUCGGAAUUCUCGAGGGUAUACCGUGCUUCAUAUUGCGGCGAUGCGUAAGGAACCGUCGAUCAUUGUUUCGCUUUUGAGCAAACAAGCAUCGGUUCUCGAGAUGACACGAGACGGGCAGAGUGCGGUUGGGAUUUGCAAACGGUUGACACGGCCGAAGGAUUAUAACAUGAAAACAGAACACGGGCAAGAAGCAAACAAGGAUCGGUUAUGCAUCGAUCUUUUGGAACGGGAAAUUAUGCGGAAUUCGAUGGGGGGAGACGUACCAGUGUCAUCUUCGGCUAUCGCCGAUGAUUUGCAGAUGAAGUUGCUGCAUUUGGAAAACAGAGUGGCGUUUGCGCGAUUAUUGUUUCCGACAGAAGCCAAACUAGCUAUGGAGAUCGCAAAUGCAAAUACAACAUCCGGGACCAAAGGUCCGAGUGGGAACUUGAUUGAGAUGGAUCUGAAUGAUACACCGUCAAUGCAGAACAAAAGACUCGUAUCGAAAAUAGAAGCGCUUUCGAAAACAGUGGAGAUGGGUCGACGGUUUUUCCCUCAUUGUUCAGAAGUUCUCGACAAGUUCAUGUUGGACGAUUUUCCGGAUCUAGUUUACCUUGAGAACGGUACGCCAGAGGAGCAAAUCAUCAAGCGAACUCGCUUUAUUGAGCUCAAAGAAGACGUUCAGAGAGCGUUCACCAAGGAUAAGGCCACCAAGGAUAAGGCCAAGCUUCCAAGCAUUUUAACGCACGGCAUAAAGAAUAGAACGCGAAAAUACUCGUAAAACAUAUUUUUUUUUUCAUUUACCCUAAGUUUUUUUCUAGAGGAUUGCAUAUUGUAUGUUAUUUCUCUAUAGUUUUGGAAAGAGAUGCAGUUAAAAAGGUUGUACAAAA
This is a messenger RNA of Cynara cardunculus var. scolymus (artichoke), 2775 nucleotides long. RefSeq names its product regulatory protein NPR3-like. Gene Ontology annotation, cellular component: nucleus. Bases 927 to 2666 code for a protein of 579 amino acids. Gene Ontology annotation, molecular function: protein binding. The transcript is spliced from 4 exons. The record is from RefSeq and is a predicted model, not a curated record. Gene Ontology annotation, biological process: systemic acquired resistance, salicylic acid mediated signaling pathway; regulation of salicylic acid mediated signaling pathway; regulation of jasmonic acid mediated signaling pathway. NCBI's taxonomy places the organism in Eukaryota, Viridiplantae, Streptophyta, Magnoliopsida, Asterales, Asteraceae.